This is a messenger RNA of Sphaeramia orbicularis (orbiculate cardinalfish), 1083 nucleotides long. RefSeq names its product glucose-6-phosphatase catalytic subunit 1a, tandem duplicate 2 (gene g6pc1a.2). Gene Ontology annotation, molecular function: glucose-6-phosphatase activity. Gene Ontology annotation, cellular component: membrane. Gene Ontology annotation, biological process: glucose 6-phosphate metabolic process; gluconeogenesis. NCBI's taxonomy places the organism in Eukaryota, Metazoa, Chordata, Actinopteri, Kurtiformes, Apogonidae. The transcript is spliced from 5 exons. The record is from RefSeq and is a predicted model, not a curated record. The coding region runs from base 1 to 1083 and encodes 360 amino acids.
AUGCUUAACGCCGUCAUGGAUGCUUUGCAAGGUUUUGGGGUGAGCACCACCCACUACCUGCAAACCAACUACCAGGAUGCUCAGGGGCUGUUCCUCUGGGUGUCAUGGGCAGCGGACCUCAGGAACACCUUCUUCAUCUUCUUCCCAAUUUGGUUUCACCUGCGGGCAUCAGUAGGCAUUAAGCUCAUCUGGGUGGCUGUGAUUGGAGACUGGCUAAACUUGGUGUUCAAAUGGAUUCUAUUUGGGGAAAGGCCUUACUGGUGGGUCCACGAUGCAGCUUAUUAUGCAAACACCAUCCCACCUCACAUCGAGCAGUAUCCCAUGACCUGUGAGACAGGACCAGGCAGUCCAUCGGGCCAUGCCAUGGGAGCGGCUGGAGUCUACUACACCCUGGUGACCUCCAUCCUUGCUAUCAUGAUCACCAAGAAAAGACCCGGGAGCAAGAAAUCCACCAACAAGGACUGGUAUCUGAAGGCGGUGCUGUGGACACUGUUUUGGGGAGUCCAGGUGUGUGUCUGUCUCUCCAGAGUCUUCAUUGCCGCUCACUUUCCCCACCAGGUCAUUGCUGGUGUUAUCACAGGUAUGAUUGUGGCUGAGGCCUUCAACAGAACACAGUGGAUCUACAGUGCCAGCAUGAAGAAGUACUUCUACAUCACUCUCUUCUUGACCUCCUUCGCCGUCGGCUUCUACGUCCUGCUCAAAGCGUUGGGCGUGGACCUGCUGUGGACCUUGGAGAAAGCUCAGAAAUGGUGUGUGAAGCCUGAAUGGGUGCACCUGGACACCACCCCCUUCGCCAGCCUCCUGCGUAACAUGGGCACCCUGUUCGGCCUGGGCCUGGGUCUGCACUCACCCCUGUACACCGAGACCAAGAAGAGUAACAGCAAACUGGUGAAAGCAGGGUGCAUUAUUAGCUCUCUCAUCCUCCUACACCUGUUUGACUCCUUCAAGCCGCCAACGCACACUGCAGCCCUUUUCUACCUGCUGUCUUUCUGUAAAAGCGCCACGGUGCCUUUGGUCGCUGUUAGUAUCAUCCCAUACUGUGUGAACGGAGCUCUGAGCUGGCAGAACAAAAAAAGUUUAUGA